Messenger RNA from Colletotrichum godetiae, 3543 nucleotides. RefSeq lists its product as uncharacterized. The transcript has 4 exons. Bases 1 to 3543 code for a protein of 1180 amino acids. The record is from RefSeq and is a predicted model, not a curated record. Lineage: Eukaryota; Fungi; Ascomycota; Sordariomycetes; Glomerellales; Glomerellaceae.
AUGUCAGACAAACCGCUUCCACCACCGCAACCCCUCAACCAGUCUCUCCCUCCACUCCCUCCCCUCGAGACAAAAGCGUUGCCCCCGGUACAUAUACCGCGCCGCCCAGUUGCAAAGCAAGCACCACCACCCUCGGCCCCGGCGAACCAGCAGCAGCAACAGCAGUAUUCUCCCGAGGACGAAAGGAACUCGAUCGGCAGUCUGCUCUCGGCAUACUCAAGAAGCUCUGGGGAAUCCCUCAUCAUGUCGCCGGAUGGAAGCGCAAGUCAGAGAGACUCGAGCCAGGCAUAUAACUCUGAACAGUAUGGGACAAGGGAAAACAAGAUCCUGACACCAACCUCGGUGUCAUCUGGCGACAAUGGCCACUAUGGCGCACAAAAGUUCACAUCCAACAAGGGACUGCCGCCUCACCCGGCCUACUACAAUGAGCAGGCCGGCGCCGCUCCGGUCAACUCGGCACCCGCCCCGACUGCUGGCAGCCCGACAAGCUAUGUAUCGGCAGCAUCGCCGCAACAACAACAGCGACCACUAUGGAGGAGGAGAUCUGUAAAAUCUGAUCGUAAUAUAGAGGUCCCAGAUUUACACCUCACAGUCAGCCACGGGUCAACUGCUGCUUCUUCUCAACCAAACACCGCGCAAUCCUCAUACACGGCAACCCCUCCUCCGACCCAGCAGCAACAAUUCCCCCCUCGCAGCACAUCAAAUCUUCCCGGCAGAAAUAUUCGUCCAGCUCCCUCUCAAAGUCAAGCGGCUCAAACUAACAACAUGGGCCAAGAGGUUUCGCGGUUGAAGGAGAAAAUCCAUCAUUUGCGCGAUGGUCAGGAUGGCGCAAAUGUGGGAACGUCUCAUAGCGACACUGCACUUUCGCCAACCCAACGCCUGCCGACUCCCGACUAUGAGAAGGAGGAUGUCAAAACGCCGGUUGUCGAAACAAUUGUAUCGCCCGUCUCACCGGCUUCCUCCCCCGAGCCUGGCCGCGAUCAAUCGAACGAGUCCAAGCCUCCUAUUCCCCGCAAGGCGGUCACGGCGCGCAACUUACACAACGCUCAAAGCUUGCCUCAAAUGCGCGUGGAUGGGCCUGUCACCAGCAGCGAGGUCCCUCCGACAAUCACGAGAGACUUCGCCGUCAGCCCCGUUAGUCCCGAUCCUCAGAACCAGUUCCCGCCUCGGGCCGCACCCAACAAGCAGCAACAGCAGCAGCAGCGGGAGUAUGUGCCCUAUGCGCCGGCACCCGGAUUCGCGCAGGGAGAUAUGCGAGCUGCCCCGAGAGAUCAGCGCCCCAACCAAGAGCCCGUCGAGUACCGCGAGCUCAAGGCCAAAGACCUGCCACCUGCCGACCCUCGCGCGUCGUUCUUCCCCAUGCAGGGUUCCGAGCCUCCCAGUCCCGGCAUGAUCUAUAAGGCUCUGCCCCUGAAGGAGAGCAUGCUCGACUGCUACGUCAAGCACCGCACCAUGGACCGAACUCGCAACCGCAACUACGCCCUCACCUGCCAGACUUGUGGCAAGGCCGAUACCGAGGACCGUUAUAAGUGCCAGUUCUGCUACGUACGCAUGUGCGGUUCCUGCCUGCAGAUCUUCAACAGCAACCGCAGAGACCUCCGAAAGCUCGUGGCUCACUUGGAGGGUAACCCGCAAAGUGACGGCUCCUCCCAAGAGCGCCCUCCCACAGCCACCGGCAUCGAGGCCUCUGAGAAGGGAGAGCAGCGCACAGAUGAUCAACAACUACAACACAUCGGCGUCCACGUCACACCGCCCCGUGUCCCCGAGCAGACUCCCCGCGCCCCGGUCCCUCGCCGCAACACGUCCUACAACACGUACUGUCUCCGGCGCCAGCGUCGCCGGCAGCACGGCGGCCACAACCGCCUCCGAUGCGCCCAAGACGAAGAGACCGAACCCCUUAUCGUCAUUGCUAAGCAGGAGUUCCUCGACGCGUCAACUAGCGUCCGCGACGACGUCGACGUCGACGAGGCAAAGAGAUGCGACAGCCACGGCAGCAGGAGGAGCAUCGACCAGCUCGGGACCAACAAGCGCCCCCUUAAGCAGGACAAGCGCGCUCUCAGGCCUCACAAGGACGUCUUCGACGAGAGAACCGGGCCUGACGCGGACUCGAUACCCCGCAAACGCCUCGACGACCAGAGCCGGUACUGGCUCCGGACCGUCGACGCCAACGACAGCAAGACCGACCACGUCAGGCGGUCUACCAGCCUCAAGACGCGCCGCCGCACCAGGGGCGACAUUGACAUCGACAUCGACAGCAACAGCAGCGGGAGCAGCCGGGAGUCCGACAAAGGGCCACACGCGCGCAAGAAGCGUCGCGACCCUAAACAACAGCACCAUCCUCCGACCGCCGAGCCAGACGUCGUCUACCGGGGCCGCUCCCCCACCGAGAUCUCGCCCGACGUCCCUGUACGGAGCACCUCCCGCGUCUUCCUACCCAUCCUCAUCGGCAUCAACAACGACCGCGAGACCCCGUCCGCCCUCAGCAACAGACCGCCUCUCCUCCAAACCAUCCGUUUCCUCUCUCUCUUCAGCAGCAACAACCUCAACGACAUCAACACGCACAGCCCGAGCAGGCAAACAACAAAACCAUCCGUCCUCCGCCCAGCCUUCUCCACCCUUCAACAGCACUACUCCCCCGCCAAAUCCCUCGCGCCCAAGCCCCUGACAGCAACCUACCUCGCCGCCCCGUCCCCCUCAAAACUCCCCGCCAACGUCGCCCUCACAGCAGAGACGUCCCGCCUGCAGACCGAGCUCCUCCAGCUCCACCUCCUCCACCGUGACCUGCCGCAAGUCACAUCCCAGUGGCACGCCAGCGCCCGCUCCAAACUCGCCGCGCGCCACGCCAACCUCGCAAAUUCCGCAAGAGACCUCGCGGCCCUAGAAUCCGACGCCGCAGAGCGCCGUAACCUCGUUGCCCUACGCAACUGGGCGACGACACCAACGUCAUCAUCCGCAGGCGGCGGCGGCGGCGGCAAGACAUCGUUCCUACCCCUGGAAGAGCGAAUCCAGCGCCUAGACGCCCUCCUCACAUCCCUCUGGUCCCUCGACAGCCCAGGCGGCAAACACCACCGCCUCGUCCGCGCCUUUGAGCGCUGGGCUUCCACCCUCUCCGACCUCGAAGCCGCGCGCGCCCGCGCAGAGGACAGCGCAGACCCGUCUGCACUCUUAGACGACAACGCCGACGUCCGUUUCGGGGGCGGUCUCGACGCGCGCUGGAAAGAGGAGGCCGCGGCGCUGGUGAGGCGGCUCGAGGGGUGGGGUGCCCAGCUCAGGGAGCUAGAGUAUCGCGGUGAUGACGACGGGGGAGAGGAGGACGGAGACGCGGCUGUUGGUACUACCACGCAAGCGUCGAGCCUAGAGCGCAUGUUGGACGGGUGCGGCAGUCUCGUCAGGGACAUGCUCGACGAGCUGGCCGUCAUGGAGGACAUUGAGGCGGCGGCGGUAGAGAGGGAGAAUGAGUGGAUCAAGAGGAUGAAUAGGGAAGGAGACGACGGCCGCGGCCGAGAUACCCAGAGAGCCGGUGCCAUUUGGAGAGUGAUUUAA